UGACUUUUGAUAAAACAUUAAGUGCUAUAUUUUUUUGUGACUUUUGAACUUGAAUGCUAGUUUGGGAACAAAAACUCGAUUUAGUGCUAUUUUUGUCUUUUUCUCUUUUAAGUCUGUGCCUCAUAUUGUCUUUCUAGAAAGCCGGCCCAAUUUGUUAAUCACUAAUGUUCAUGAUCGGCAUCGUUUCGUGAGUUAGGGUUACACCAUAGUCAUCCAUAUCCGCCAUUAGAGACGUGGUUCAAGGUUCCACCACAAUCUUCUAAAUCAGCCAUUAGAGAGAUUGACGAUUCGGUUGUUUUGGUUUGAUUAAGUCCUUUCAUUCUGAAAACUCCUUGAAAUCAAAUAUACGUGUGGAGUCUCUAUGUCGGUCUUCUUCAUGACGUUUCGUUUCUGAUUCAUCUGUUACAUUACAGGAUUAGCUGAUUCGUCGCCAUUAACAAUGUUUUUAUUCCUUGGAUCCACACUAGCCACGAUCUCUCAUUCAACACUUCUUAUCUCUCUCUCAGGCGGUGAAACUUCACCUAUAAAAACGUAUAUGUCUUCUUCCCAUAAACAUCAUCCUCACGAAUCCUAUUACAAUAGAAACUUUGGUCUUAGUAUAAUGGGUAACUCAUCUACCAUUUUUUCUGAUCUGAAGUCCGGACGUUGUUCAUCCACUGUGGAGGUCCGGCGUCUGUUGGGAUUCACGGCGUUGAGGAUUUUCUAAGCUGAUCGGUAUAAAAAAGUCAACCGACGGAGGAAAACCAGGCUUAGAUAAUGGCGUCACUCUCCAAAGUGAUAUCUCUUUUCGGCAGAUCUUAAACUAGACAACGAGCUCGCGAGACGACAAAAACUCGAGGUGGAGUAAGAGAUUGGAAACAGAGAAGAUAGGAAUAGAAGGAACAUUCAUAUCCGUUGUGUUAAAGAGACAUAAACAGAGUAGUGCGGUUGAUCUGCAUCUAGAAUUUAUUUCCCGGCACCAGUCCAUCGGCGUACUCCUUAAUCACGCAACUACAGUCAGACAACAAAAAAACGGUUUGUCUUCUACAGCUAAUGGAAGAGCCACAACCAGUCGUCAACGAUAAACUUCGCACCGUCACCACCUGUCUCCUAUGCGAAGUCGUUCAUGUCGUUCAUGUCUUCUCAUAAAUGUUACACCAAGAGCAACCAGAUAUCAUCAGGAUUCGUGAUCACUAACGCUUCGUCUCAGGUCUCGGUUCGAGGGGAAGUGCGUUAAUAAGGAGGGCUCAAUUUGUUCUGCAACCAAAUAUGGGGGUAUCCAGAAAUUUGAAAGUCUAAAGAGCUUAAAGCAUACGUACUAAUUUCAUAGCCACAGAGCGUACUGGAACUCAUCCCCUGCUUUCUGACGCGGUGAAAAUUAACCCUACUGAUGGGUUUAUAAUUGGAUCCCCUGAGAAAACAGCUGAGGGAGAUGCUGCUGAAAUGCUUGACGGAAGUGCUGUCGAGCCUGCUCUUCCACCUAUUGAACCUGUCUCAGGUGGAUCACAACAGCUGAGAAUGGACCAUUAAUGGAGGAGAAUCAGAAAGGGAAAAAUCCAUGCAUUACUCAACGUCAAUGCCUAAGAACCCUAGCUCAAGCCGAAGACCCAUGGACCUUAGCUAAAUAUGUAUUGACACUGCUCUCCUAUUUUGCUCCCUUUGCAAUAUACCAUCAGUAUUUACAGGUAGUAUCAUACGAAGAAAGUUUUUCAUUGUGUGGUCUACAUGUUGUUUAGCAUAUUCUUUGUUUUUUAUGGUUUUCUGUUUAAGGCUUUUUACAGCAAAUGUUACAUUUCUCAGAUUAAUAAAUAAUUAUUCCUCACAUACGUCCCUUAUCCUAAUACACAAUAUGUCGACGCUUUAGCAAGUCAUGUGUAAAACUCCACUAUAACAGCUAUAAACAUGCUUCGUAGAAACUUGUAUCAUAUACUACUAAAAUGGUUUUUUUUUCCGGUUGCCGUUCGCCCUAGCGCCGUUUCUCCCAGCCACAAUUCCCGAGGCCGAUCUGCUUUCAAUCCUCUCCGACGCCGGAGGAGCUCGAGCUCGCCGGCGUCGGGACUCUUCAUCCCGUCCUUGCUCAUCUGCUGUUUCGCUGGUCCGUUUUUCCUCUGCUCUGCUCGUCGACUCUGGUCCAACUACGAUGGAGCCCCCUCGCCCCGUCUCUGUUCUUACACCACCUGUUUCUCCGCUCCACCCCUCACCGUGUUCUUCUCGUGAAGCUCUGCGUUACUCAGUCGCCGGCUCCGACGAACAAACUGAUUCUGUCAUACUCCUGCUCGAUCCUUCUCCUUUUGUAGUACUGAGUUUUCUCUCUCGAGUGAACUUGUUCUCAGUGAGGUCUUUGAAGAGUAAUCCCAGAUCUAUGGUCACAGAAGACUUUGUGAGGUCUUUGAAGAGUAGUCUCAGAUCUAUGGUCAAAGAAGGCUUUCCCUUCCACACCAGUCCGGCGAAGAACAUCCUAAUUGAAUGGUACGUGUCAAACCCAGCCUUAAGGGCUCUGAUUUCUCUGCAAGAUUUGUUAGGGACUGCGAAGAUCUUGGUUGAGGAAAGAAUCGUCGCCAUACUAGUCUCUCUCCAGUACAGCACAAACCAAAACUUUGAGGACAGGCUGUUGUUAGUGAAUGUAUUGGUGGUGACUGGUUUAGACAAGGUUCAGCUCUCACUCCGACAAAAUAAAUCUGUAUUCACUGCCAAACCGUGUGUUCGGUAUCUGCUACUCCUCCAUACUUUCACCUCAUUGCCCCAGCUUCUACGGUUCAUCAACUUCUAUGUGUCCUGGCCUACAACAACGUUGAGCCACACCGGACGUGGAGAGAUGGCUUUGACAUCCAUACCGUGCUCGUUAGUGUCAACUCCAUAUAUGGAGUCAGAGAAGAUAUUUGUCCCAAUCGUCUCAGCGCCCUUCUCACUGAACAACAUGCUCUUCCAAACUUAUGAGAUUCACCUAGUCUUUUUGGAGAGCAUUGUCGGACGAUCACCGGAUGCUCCAUUCUUGCGCCUACAAUGUAUGGUCAUUGAUUGUUUAAGGAAAGCAAUGCCAGUCAUCAUUUCCACUGAGCCCAAAACUGUCACGAUGAGUCUCCUAAAAGAGUACUCUAGAACCGGAGUUUAUGGCUCAACGCUCCUUGACCAAGCCACCUUAAUGGAGUAUUAUUACCUUCUCUCCGAUCAAGCCUGCAAGCGAGCCUCAACAUCUCAUAACUGUCUCAAGUAUGCAUCUUGGUCUCGAGGUCUCCUACCUUAUGCUCCUUUGAUCUUGAAUUUGCUUUCAAGCAAGAGCUGGUUAUUUUCAGUGGCGGUAUGCAACUGCUCCCAAAACCUUCGUGGGUAUUUCAACGUCGAUCAUUCCGACUAUAAUUUGUUCUCUCCAAGAACAGUUUCAUGGAUUCAAGUGAAGUGUCUCUACGGGUCAUUUUACUCCUUGAACACAUCUAUCGUUUUCUUUGUUGUAGUUUCCUUCUGUUUUCGUCUUCCCAUUGAGUUUUCCUCCGGAUGUAAUCGUCUUAGCUCGUUUAACAUUUAGAUUAAUAUAAUCAGUUUCGUGACAAAAAAAAAACAUGCUUCGUAGAAAAAAGUCAUAACAAAACGUGAUGCACAAGUAGCUUCCAACCUAAUGAACAUACCAAAUGCUUCAUCCACUAACUCUGACCACAAAUCACAACACAAAACAAACAUUCACUAAUCAAUCCCAACAACCAACUAAUAAAAAUAAAAUAAUCUACACUUCGCACCUCAACAAGUUACACAAGAUAACAACAUCUAAAAACAAAGAAACAUUUAAAUGGGCCCCCAUCUUGUGGGGUCCUCAUUUUACAAAAAUAGUUUAUUUAUAUACAUACUAGGGGGUGUCCGCGCUUCGCGCGGAAUAUUGUUUUUAUUAUUGCUAGAACAUGAUUUUUUGGAUAAUGUAAUUAUGUUGUCGUUUUUAUUUGUUAAGAUCAUUAUUUGGUGUUUUUAGUGUGUUAUGUAGUAAUAGAUGAUAGGUUAAUAUAUUUUGUGUUUGUUUUUUCUGAAUAAUGUGUUGUUGUGUGUAUAGUACUUGUUAGUAGUGAAAUGAGCAUCUAACGUAAAAGAAUAUUGAAUUUCAAUAACUUUGUUGAUUCUAAGAUUAACGGUUUCAGUGUCAAAAUUGUAUUAUAUUUUUUUCAUAUUUUUAAAAAUUAUAACUUUUAAGAUGUUUUUUGCCCUCUUCCUAUAUUUUGACCUUGAGCCAUCACCGCCUAUGUAUUUCCUUACCUUUCUGGUGUGCGGUGCUUCUCACCAUCACCGGAAAAAGACUUACAUCUUUCUCUUGUCUUUCCUUGUCAUCUUCACAUGUGAGAUUAUAUGGUAUUUGUUGUAGAUCGGGUUUAUGAGUUUUCAGUUUUUCGGUUGAUUCUCACGGCAUUGUAGGUUAUUGACUGCUCAUCUUCUUCCUUAGAUUUCAGCUAAUGUUAGGAAAUGCAUCUUCUUGGUUGGGUCAGAGUUUAGUCGUUUUUGAUGUUGUAUUCCUCAAUGUUGGCUUACCGUCAAUAGUCACUGCUCGUCUUGAUUUUCAAGAUCUAAUUUUUGGUGUUCUGACUUCUAUGCUCUCUUUCAUAGCUCGAGGACGGUUUCAUAGUUUUCUAAUUUCGUUUCGUCUCCCUUUCCCUCUCUAUUCUCGCAUCUCUUUGCAGCUUUCAUCGCAUCUCUAGUGGUUCUCCCUUUCACCAUGUUUGCCACUCGAGGUUUGGAUAAUGUUUUCGUCCGUGCAUGUUAUAUGGGCUUGGAAGGUUAUUUCUGGUCUCAAGUUUAGUCUCUAAUUUCGUGGUGGUUGUCUUCCAUUCUCCCUCCCUCAAGUUAUUUCUUUUCUUUCCAUGUUUCCUUUGGUAUAGGUGUGCGGAAUUAGUCUCUUGGAGCUUUGGUCCAUUCUAUAACAAAGCUUUGUGGUUUUUCACUUGCAUGGCCGUGUUGUAUAUUCUUGUUUAGUUUGUGAGGUGUUUCUUACCUUUCAGCUACUAAUUGUGAUUCUGGUGCUUUAAGCAUAUAUAUAUGUUUCUGAUUCUUGGUGGCUUUGGCCUUUCGAUUAUUAUUCUCCUUCUAACCCGCUUUCUUGGUUAUUUGCGUUGGUGCUCUAGUUUCUUAUUAUUAGUUUGAUUAUCUUAUGAUAUUGAUAGUGAAAUAAAUAUAUAAUUUGUAAAUGGAAUAAUAAAAAUUAGUAAAAAUAAUAAAAUGGUGAAAGUUUAUGCUAUUUUUAAUUGUAAAUAAAUUAAAUAUUUAAAAUAUAUUUAUAUUAUUUUAUUUAUUUCUUAAAUUUUAUGGACUAAUAAGUGUGAGAAGGAUUAGAUAGUACAUAAUUAGAGAUUGAUGGAACAAAUUGCAAUAAUUUAAAAGUAAAAGGAUUUAAAAUACAAAAAAAAAUAUGAGGACACAUGUCAACAAACCCCCCUUCCACAUGUCAUAAGAAGAGAAAAAGCCAACUUUAUAUAUAUAGAUAUAUAUAUAUAUAUACAUUGAAUAUAAAAAAGCAACAUUUUAUUAUACAUAAAUUUAAAUGACAAUAACAGGUUUUGUGUAUUAUGAUUUAAAAAUGAAUAAAAAAAUAUAUAUAUAAAGUUAUUAAAUUAAUAUAUUUUUUCUUUAAAUAUAAUAUGUACUUUUUGAUCAAAAAUAGAGUAUAUGAUUCAAUCUAAGUUUUUCUAAAAUAAAAAAAAAAUAUUGAAAAUAUUUUUAGUUUUAUUUUCAAAAAUGGCCCCCGAAACUUCAUAACCGGCUCUGCUUGUUGACCAAUUAACACUAAAUGAUAUUAUUGGUUGAAUUGAAUUGUGAUGUGAUAAAUAAAACAAAACAUAAUGAAAUGGUCACUGAAUAUGUGUGAAAUUUGCAAUGGUGAUGUGAUAAUAAUAUUAUUUUAAUUAAAUCAUAAAAUCUAAUAAAUAAUAACAAACAUAAAAAUUAUAAAGUUUAAAGUUUGACCUAAAAUAAAUACCAUGAGUAAGUCCGAAAUUACAAAUUCAUCAGCAAAUUUAAACCACCUUUGAAAAGGAAAUACUAAGAAAGUGGAGAUGACAUCUCAGCGGAACGUUGACGGAUCAGCGGCGACAAAAUAAAUCUAAUGGAGGAUAAAAGGAAACUUUUUUUUUGUUCUUGGGAGAUAAAAAGAAGGAAAAUUGUGAAAAGGAUUACGAGGAGCAGAUGGUAGAGAAUAUGACGCCAUCUCGGAGGCAGUGGAGGAUGAAGAGUUGAUUUCGAGCUAAAAAAUGGAGAAACUUGCUGCACCUAAGAAGUAUAUCGAAGACCGUUACAACAAACGCAUGACAUGAGACACAUAAAGACUAAGGCUCAAGGCCAAACACUUGGUGUGAUUUUGAUUGAAUUCACUUACCUUUUUGUGUGUUUGUGGUUUUCAUGAUGAGUCAAUAUAACAAUGUGUCAAGGUUGCUUAGAAAAGACAGGAUAAAUCUUCAAACUAUUUUGAUUUCCAUGGGAAGGUUCUUAUAGCUAUUGUAACUAAAGAACAUAUUGUUUCGCAUGCUGAAUGAUUGAGUGACCUCUCUCUAUAAAUUGUUUGAUGUUUUUAUUACAUUUAAUGCUAACACAACUUUCCUUUCACGAAUUUUUAGAAUCAAAGUGCAUGGUCAAUAUUUUCAAUGUUGUAAACAGACCUUAACAUGUUCAAAAGGGUUUGAAUGCUUCAAGGUUAAAAGAAUAAACAUAGAGUCUUUAGAUAUUGAUCUUUAGAAUGAAUCUUUCUGUAAUUGUAACACUCCAACCAAGACGACUUUAUAUAGCUAAAUUGUCCUACAACAGCCAAGACGACUUUAUAUAGCUAAAGAACAAAGACAAAUUUCUCAUACCUUACCUCAAAUAAAUAGUCAUCCCACAUAAGAAGAAAGACGACAUCCCGCGCGAAGCGCGGACCGCCCCUAGUAUAUAUAUAUAUAUAUGCCACUGUUAAAUUCCACACUUCAUAGUAUAUGAUAUACAAAAUUAUAACGUAAUUAUUGGUAAAUCCCAAAUAAAAUGAAUCAAUUUCCACAAAUUAUAUGACUGAAGAGGUCAUAAUGUAAAUAUUUGCAAAUGUAAAAAUGAAUUAUCAAAUAAAAAGAAGUAAAACACCAACAAACAUAACAAUGAUUCUGAAAAUCAAGAUUUUUUUCAUUACUUAUAUAUAAUGUAUCAUUCUAAUUUUACCUUUAAAUUAAAUUCAAAUUAAUUUUAUUAUUUUUAAAAUGAAAAAUAGAGUGAUAAAUAAAACAUAAAUACAAACAUAGUUACUUCAUUUUUGAAGUAAUAAAAUAAAAAUAAGAAUACAUUAAAUAAAUAUUAUGUUUUCAAACAAAGUUUAGGUUAAAAUAGAAUGAAGUUAGAAAAAUAUUUGUAAGACUUUUUCAUUCCGUCAAUAUAUGAUAUGAGCUAUCGACGAGAGCCUCACUAAUCUGCCCACACCGACAAUCUGAGCUAUCAAUGACUCAUGCUUAUUCAAGGAGCAUAUCUGACCAACCAAGAGGAUUUUCCUUGAAUAUUUUUCAAAGACAACCAACUCAUCAGAGCAUCAUUGGAAAUUAGAAUCACCUGAAAAUAUUCACGGACUAUGAAGAUAUGAAUUUUUUAAGACAGAGCAUUACUACAAUACUUGAUGGAUUGUAUCUUCAAUAUUUCAGUCCAAUCAAGUCUGACAAUGAAUGGGCUUCGAGCAAAAUCAUCUAGGAUGGAAUAUGGCCGUUGAAGGUGAUUUGCUUGGCCUUACAAAGGAAGUUUGAACCUGGACGGUUUAAGAGGAUAAGUAAGCUUCUACCACUUGAAGCUGUUGUAUGGAUGGAAUAUGUCCAGACCACCAAGCAAAUCACAUUGUCCAGAGUCAAGCCUAUAAAACAAAGUCAUUUCUACCUUUGUAAAUCACCUUUUCAGUCACAAAAAGUUAAUACAAGUUCGUUUCUAUUUUUUUCUAAGGAUUCAAUAUUUUAAUUAAAUCAAUUGUCAUUAAAAUUCAAGUGUGAGAUGCGCUUCAGUUCUAUUGAUUUGUGAACUACAACCUGUUUGUGUGAUUUAAGCAUUCCUGAUUCACAGAUUAAGCGAGUCAAUCAAUCCACCGAUUAAGCGAGUCAAUCACCUAUCCAUCGGCCAAAGCUUCAGAGCAUUAUACAACUUCAAGUUUAGCUCCAUUGCAUCCAUCAUUCUAUAACGUCCAUUUUUUGUCUUUUUAUUUUUCUGUUUAUUAAUAUCCUUCUUCAGCUCAUUUAUUUCCUUUUGUUUUCGGGUUAGUUUGGGGUUAAAGAGGUGUAGCUCGACCAUCGACCACCGAUCAUCACCUCUCGACCAUCGUGGUCGUCCAUCACCAUCAACCAUUAAACCUCCGGCCUUCUGGGGCUGUAUCAAUAUAUGUCUCUGUGAAAACUAACAAGGUAUAUUCGUCAAUAUUGUGGACCACUUUUGUGAUGUGAUUGGUUUUUUCGUAUUCUUUAAGUGAUCUAAUUGUAUCGUUGCAAACCUAUGUCCUUCAAUAUGAUUCAAACAGUAUUUUCAAGAUGGUAAACGAUAUGACGAUAGAUAAUGGCAAAGUUUUUUUUUUUUUUUUUUUUUUGGGACAAUCUCAAACAUCACAGGCCAGAUAAUGGCAAAGUUUAAUUUUUUCUUUAGUAAAAAACAAAAGUCAAUUUGUCUUGUGUUUGCAUUUUAGACUUUUUGUCUUUUUAAAAAACUUUUUAUCUUUUGUUUUUACCGAUACUAUUUAUUAGUUUGACUGAAAAUAUGGUAACUGGCAAAGUCCCAAUUCAGCCAUAAUCACUUCAAAAUAUCUAGUUGACAAAAACAACAUAUAUUUCCAUAAUUCAACAUUCGAUUUAGGUAAGAACAUAUUUUGGUUUAACAGUAUGUACAUACAAAUUUCGACAGAAAAAAGAAACUAAAAUUAACGGAAAAUAUUUUUACAAAAAAAUAAUAGUCAAAACAAAGAGAAGAUGAUAAUGUGAGGCGUGCCUUCCACGCCUUAGUGCUUUUUUUUUUCUUUUGCUAUUUUGAAAUCUUUGUCUGAUGAUGAUCAUCUCUUCUGUCUCUUUCCCUAAAACUAUUUUCUGAAUGUUCCUUUUCAUUUCCUGAAAAUCGUACCUUGGUGUGACAAUGAUCUUCAGAAUCUAAAGAUUAGGCUUCAUUAAUCUCUCCUCAAAAUAUAAGUUAGCGUGACAAUGGUGGAUGAUGAUAAAGCCUCCAAUGACUUUUCUUUACUACCUGAUCUGAAUGACGAUUUUUCAACACCCUUCACCAGUAUCGAAUUCGAUUCAUCCAUUCUUGAUCUCAUAAACUUGGAAGAUGGAGGAGAGACACCAAAUCUCUUACCAGAACAUAACCCAUUUCUUGAGUCUGUGAAUACAUAUCAAGAAGAUGAAGACCAACAUUUUGCUGUUGAAGCAGAGUCUCCAAAGGUUUAUAUUGCACCAAGAACCAUAAUAAACCAUCAUGACUCGUUUUCGCUAGACCCUAGAAUGGACACCAUCGAAGAUGCAAGGAUUAGCUUGCCGGACUCACCUAGAGGAAGCCAAGAUCUCACCCUCUCACGUCUUAAAGUUCCUGGUUCACCAAGAGCUCUCGUGCUUCCGAGAGCAUCUGGAUCUCCACGUUUCGAGUCUCCCACGAGUCCUGCUUUGAUCGAUACCGCUGCACCGUUCGAAUCCGUCAAGGACGCAGUUUCAAAGUUUGGAGGAAUCACAGAUUGGAAAGCACAUAAAAUCCAGACAAUAGAGAAACGUAAGACGGUGGAUCAAGAGCUUGAGAAGAUACAAGAGGAUAUGCCUGAGUACAAGAAACAAGCGUUUGUAGCGGAAGAGGCGAAACAGCAGGUGGUGAUGGAGCUUGAGAGGACAAAGAGCGUCGUCGAAGAGCUAAAACUGGAGCUAGAAAAGGCUGAGAAAGAGGAACAACAAGCUAAACAAGACUCUGAUCUCGCGAAGCUGAGAGUGGAGGAGAUGGAGCAAGGGAUAGCUGAUGAGUCUAGUAUUGCAGUCAAAACGCAGCUUGAGGUGGCUAAAGCGAGGCAUGUGUCAGCUGUUUCUGAGCUAGGAGUUGUAAGAGAAGAGAUAGAAAUGGUCUCUAAUGAGUACGAAUCUCUGCUGAAAGAAAAAGAAAUGGCAACGAAAAAAGCAGAGGACUCUGUUUUGGCAGCUAAAGAUGUGGAGAAACAGAUGACAGGUUUGACAAUAGAGGUGAUUGCCACCAAGGAGUUGUUGGAGUCAGCGCGUGCAGCUCACCUCGAAGCUGAAGAAAAGAAAUUAGAAGCAGCCAUGGCUCGGGACCAGGACGUUUACAACCGGGAGAAAGAACUGAAAAUGGUGGAAGAGGAGAUCGAGAGGUUUAGACAAGAGAUGCAUGCGUCAGAUGAUGUGAGAAUCAAAAUAGAGACUGCUUCUGUACUUCAGCAAGAUUUGAGGGCCGAGAUAACAUCUUACAAAGAUGACAACAUGAUGAUCGGAAAGAGAAACAACAGUGACAUACAAGCAGCGGUUGAUUCCGCAAGGAAAGAGCUUGAACAAGUUAAGUCCAAUAUUGGGAAAGCAAUCUCCGAGGUGAAAACACUGAAGAUAAUCGUCGGAUCAUUGCAGUCUGAACUUGAAAGAGAGAUGAAAGAUCUCUCUGAAACCAAACAAAGAGAAGCUCUUUCAGUUCAUAGAAACAGCAAAGAAGUAAGAGAGGAGAGAUGUUCAGAAAUAGCCAAGAAGUUACAAGAAGCUAACAAAGAAGCAGAAGAGGCAACGUCACUAGCCUUAGCUGCUCAAGAGGAACUGAGAAAGGCGAAGGGAGAGUCGGAAGAAGCGAGGGCAGGAGUCUCUGCAAUAGAAAGUCAGUUAGUUGAGGCGAAAAGGGAAAUGGAAGCGGCAAAAGCUUCUGAGAAGUUGGCCUUAGCUGCGAUAAAAGCAUUGCAAGAGACUGAAUAUGCUACAAAGGUUGAAGACAUUAGUACACCAAGAAGUAUAAUAAUAUCCGUGGAGGAAUAUUAUGAGCUAAGCAAGCAGGCACAUGAGGUAGAGGAAGCAGCCAAUAGAAAGUUAGCAGAGAUCGUCUCUCAGAUCGAGGUGGCUAAGGAAGAGGAAUCAAGAGUCUUGGAAAAGAUAGAGGAAGUGAAUAGAGAAACAGCUUUUCAAAGGGAAAAGCUAAAGGAAGCAAUGGACAAAGUAGAGAAGGCUAGAGAUAAGAAGGUUAACACGGAUCACGAAUUGCGAAAAUGGAGUUCAGAGAACGGGAAGAGAAGCCCCAUGUCUAGUCCAGAGGGUGGGGACAAGGAGAAUCAUGACUUAGGCAAGUCGAAAUCGGCUUUGCAUUCAGCAAGAUCAUUUGCAUUUGGUGAAGAAGGAAGCAACAAUGUUGGAGAUAGUAGUAUUGUGACACCUGAAACAAAGAAGAAAAAGAAGAGGUUUUCUUUGCUGCCAAAGGUCUUCAUGUUCUUGUCCAGAAAGAAAUCGAACAAGUGAGCCGACUCCAGUUUCUUACAGGUAGGUUUUACCAUCCAUUUUUCGACUUAUUUUGUUUGUAUUUCAUUAUCGAAAUGGGUAGCAGAAUAUCUAAAUUUUAUACAUUUCUAAAGAAAAGGUGGUUGGUUAGAUUUCUUGUACAUAUAAAUAAUUAACGGUAACUAGUACACUUGUCGAGAAGUAUAUCGAAUUUCGCUAAAUCAAAUGUUCCUAAGAAGCAAGAAUUGA
Molecule: messenger RNA, 11627 nt
Organism: Brassica napus (rape)
Lineage: Eukaryota; Viridiplantae; Streptophyta; Magnoliopsida; Brassicales; Brassicaceae
Product: protein WEAK CHLOROPLAST MOVEMENT UNDER BLUE LIGHT-like 2
Exons: 5
Coding region: 9123-11399 (758 amino acids)
Source: RefSeq, a predicted model, not a curated record